CGACCGGCGCCCGCGCAGGCCGGACUCUAUAAUACGAAAGUCGACUGGAAAGGUAACGAAUUGUGAUUAAGUGGGUGAAAAUGUGUGAACAGUGCACAAAGAGAUAAUGGAUUAUUGAUUUUUAUUGAUAUGAGUUUUAAGAAGAAUCUCUGUUAGUGUAUUUGUUUGAAAAACAAAGAUGGCGGAAGCGGAAGGUGGAGCGAGUGAACAGGAUGACGUUUCGUUCUUACGCACGGAAGACAUGGUCUGUCUGUCAUGCACAGCGACUGGUGAACGUGUCUGUUUGGCAGCGGAGGGUUUUGGUAAUCGGCACUGCUUCCUAGAGAAUAUCGCUGAUAAGAACAUACCGCCCGACCUAUCACAAUGCGUAUUCGUUAUCGAACAGGCGUUGUCGGUGAGGGCUCUUCAAGAACUAGUUACUGCUGCUGGCUCGGAAACUGGCAAAGAAAACUUAUUAGGAAAAGGUACUGGGUCGGGUCAUAGGACCUUAUUAUAUGGCAAUGCUAUUCUUUUACGCCAUCUUAACAGUGAUAUGUAUCUGGCUUGUCUAUCAACAUCGUCUUCGCAAGACAAGCUAGCCUUCGAUGUGGGUCUCCAAGAACACUCCCAAGGGGAAGCCUGCUGGUGGACAUUACAUCCAGCUAGCAAGCAGAGAUCUGAAGGUGAGAAGGUUCGUGUGGGUGACGACUUGAUUCUCGUCUCUGUUGCCACUGAAAGAUAUUUGCACACGACAAAAGAGAAUGAAGUUUCCAUAGUAAACGCUUCUUUCCACGUAACCCACUGGUCCGUACAACCUUACGGUACCGGUAUUUCACGUAUGAAGUACGUCGGUUACGUUUUUGGGGGGGAUGUACUGCGUUUCUUCCAUGGAGGGGACGAGUGCUUAACAAUACCAAGUACUUGGACUAAGGAAGGCGGACAGAAUAUCGUAGUGUAUGAAGGUGGGUCAGUGAUGUCACAGGCACGAUCCCUGUGGAGACUUGAGCUGGCUCGCACGAAAUGGGCAGGCGGUUUCAUUAACUGGUACCACCCAAUGAGAAUACGACACAUCACUACUGGGCGAUAUCUGGGAGUAAAUGAUCAGAAUGAGCUCUAUCUAGUUAGCAGAGAGGAAGCCACAACAGCAUCAUGUGCCUUUUGUCUUCGCCAAGAGAAAGAUGAUCAGAAGGUUGUUCUUGAAGACAAGGAUUUGGAAGUGAUCGGAGCUCCCAUCAUCAAAUAUGGUGACUCCACUGUUAUAGUUCAACAUUCUGAAACUGGACUCUGGUUGUCUUAUAAGUCAUACGAAACGAAGAAGAAGGGUGUGGGCAAGGUUGAAGAAAAACAGGCGAUACUUCAUGAAGAAGGUAAAAUGGACGAUGGACUCGAUUUCUCCAGAUCUCAAGAAGAAGAAUCAAGAACUGCUCGAGUUAUUAGAAAAUGUUCAUCUCUAUUUACCAAAUUUAUUAAUGGUCUUGAAACGCUCCAAGAAAACCGUCGUCACUCGAUGUUCUUCGCGUCAGUGAACCUCGGGGAGAUGGUCAUGUGCUUGGAGGAUUUGAUCAAUUAUUUUGCGCAACCAGAUGAAGAUAUGGAACACGAAGAGAAGCAGAACAAAUUCCGGGCUCUUCGGAACAGACAGGACCUAUUCCAAGAGGAGGGCAUACUUAACCUGAUAUUGGAAGCCAUCGACAAAAUCAAUGUCAUCACCUCCCAGGGUUUCCUAGCUGGAUUCCUUGCUGGAGACGAAUCCGGGCAAAGCUGGGAUAUGAUAUCAGUAUAUUUGUAUCAACUGUUGGCUGCCAUUAUAAAAGGCAACCAUACUAAUUGCGCGCAGUUUGCUAACUCAAACCGCCUCAAUUGGCUUUUCUCGCGUCUUGGGUCCCAGGCCUCAGGUGAAGGAACUGGAAUGUUAGACGUAUUACAUUGCGUGCUCAUAGACUCACCCGAGGCGUUGAACAUGAUGAGAGAUGAACAUAUAAAAGUCAUAAUAUCACUUCUGGAGAAGCACGGCAGAGACCCCAAAGUAUUAGACGUGUUGUGUUCCCUGUGUGUUGGUAAUGGGGUCGCUGUGAGAUCAUCUCAGAACAACAUCUGUGACUACCUACUCCCAGGGAAAAAUCUGCUUUUACAAACGCAACUUGUCGAUCACGUGUCGAGCGUUCGUCCAAACAUUUUCGUGGGCCGCGUUGAAGGUUCUGCCGUUUAUCAAAAGUGGUAUUUCGAAGUUACGAUGGAUCACAUUGAGAAGACGACCCAUAUGAUGCCACAUUUGCGGAUCGGUUGGGCGAACACUUCUGGAUAUGUCCCCUACCCUGGUGGGGGUGAGAGGUGGGGUGGAAACGGCGUAGGAGACGAUCUCUACUCCUUUGGGUUUGAUGGUGCCUUCUUAUGGUCUGGGGGGCGAAAAACCCCAGUCAACAGAACUCACAGUGAAGAACCCUUCAUAAGGAAAGGUGAUGUGAUCGGUUGUGCUUUGGAUCUGACUAUACCACUAAUCAACUUCAUGUUCAAUGGUGUGAGAGUUACUGGGUCCUUCACCAACUUCAACUUGGAGGGGAUGUUCUUUCCUGUUAUCAGUUGUUCUAGUAAAUUAAGUUGUCGUUUCCUUCUUGGCGGAGAACACGGUCGUCUUCGUUACGCGGCACCGGAAGGUUAUUCGCCAUUGGUAGAGUCGCUUUUACCACAACAGAUAUUGAACCUGGAACCCUGCUUUUAUUUCGGCAAUUUGGCCAAAAGAGCACUCGCCGGUCCUACUCUCGUUCAAGAUGAUACGGCCUUUGUUCCAACACCUGUUGAUACUUUAUCUAUCACUCUCCCUACAUACAUCGAACAAAUCAGAGACAAACUUGCAGAAAAUAUUCACGAGAUGUGGGCAAUGAAUAAGAUUGAGGCUGGUUGGUGUUACGGGGAAUCACGUGAUGAUUCACGUCGCGUACAUCCUUGUCUGGUGCCAUUCGAGAGGCUCCCACCAGCUGAGAAACGAUAUGACAUACAACUAGCUGUACAAACUCUUAAAACAAUCCUCGCUUUGGGUUACUACAUCAGUCUUGAUAAACCACCGGCUAGAAUACGUAACGUCCGUUUACCAAACGAUCCAUUUAUGCAAUCUAACGGCUACAAGCCAGCACCACUCGACCUGAGCGCCGUAACUCUCACCCCUAAAAUGGAUGAACUGGUAGACCAGCUCGCUGAGAACACUCACAACUUGUGGGCCAGAGAGAGGAUCCAGCAAGGAUGGACUUACGGACUGAACGAGGAUACGGAGAUGCAUAGAUCGCCUCACUUGGUCCCAUACCCGAAAGUAGAUGACGCAAUCAAGAAGGCGAACCGUGACACAGCAUCCGAGACCGUACGAACUUUACUAGUUUAUGGAUACAAUCUGGAUCCUCCCACUGGGGAACAGCAUGAAGCACUUUUGGCUGAAGCCUCUAAACAGAAGCAGGUUGACUUCAGAACUUAUAGAGCUGAAAAAAACUAUGCUGUCAGUUCUGGGAAAUGGUAUUUUGAAUUCGAAAUACUUACAGCUGGACCAAUGCGAGUUGGCUGGGCUCAUGCUGAUAUGGCGCCCGGCAUGAUGCUAGGACAAGACGAUAAUUCGUGGGCCUUUGAUGGUUAUAAUGAAGAAAAAGUGUACUCUGGUAGUACAGAGUCAUUCGGCAAGCAAUGGGCGGUCGGUGACGUUGUAGGAGUAUUCCUUGAUCUGAUAGACAAAACGAUAAGUUUUUCUCUCAACGGGGAGUUGUUGAUGGAUGCUUUGGGGGGAGAAACUACAUUUGCUGAUGUCCAAGGCGACAAUUUCGUGCCAGCCUGUACAUUGGGAGUAGGACAAAAGGCUAGGCUGUCAUACGGUCAAGAUGUGAAUUCUUUGAAAUAUUUUACCACUUGCGGUCUUCAAGAAGGAUACGAGCCUUUCUGUGUAAAUAUGAAACGUGACGUCACCCAUUGGUAUACAAAGGACCAGCCGAUAUUUGAAAAUACGGAUGAAAUGGCGGACACCAGAAUAGACGUAACAAGAAUACCAGCUGGAUCCGACACUCCACCUUGCCUUAAAAUAUCCCAUAACACGUUUGAGACGAUGGAAAAGGCUAAUUGGGAGUUCUUGAGGCUCUCUUUACCAGUUAUUUGUUUGUCCGAAUUUAUUGAUGAAUCUGAGAAAGCGCGUCGUUGGGUGGAAAUAAAAGAAAGACAACAGAUUCUCAUGAAAGAGGCUACAGAGGCUCAAAUGCCAGCUCAUAUCGACCAAAUUAUGAGAAGCGGGUUUACUAUGAACGACAUUAGAGGUCUGCAUUAUGAUGAAAACCAAGAAGAAAUGCCAUCUUCGAAAGUAAAACGACAACCUCCGAGACCUCCCAGAAAAGGGUCCAUACCCCGCGAACCUAAUGUACAGAAUUACAAUUUGCAACCAGGAACGGUAAAUGGAAUGCAUAGAUCCACAAGUGAAGCGGAAAUGGCUAAGUACGAACUUAAUGUCCAGAACUUGCCAGAAGACAAGAAAGCAGAUAAACGAGGCAGAUCUCCUUUCAAAUUCUUCCGCAGCAAACGUGGUGAGAGUGGAGAAAGGGGGAAAUCUGGCAAAUCCAAGACACCUGAUCCAUUUACUGAAACAGAAGUCUCACCGGAUAGAGGUGGCAUGAGACGGCCAAAUCCACAAAUACGCAUUUCACAAGCAAAUCAAAGAUACACUCAAGGUAGACCUAGUCGACCAAACAUUUACGGAAGCCAAACUGGCUUGAAUACAAAUUUAGCAGUAUCGACACCGCCACAGGAGCGUAAGCAAAUGACGUCAGCAACACUCAGUGCGGCGGCCACAGAGACCGUUGGAAAUGAGAUCUUUGAUGCUGAUUGUUUGAAACUUAUCAAUGAAUACUUUUAUGGAGUCAGAAUCUUCCCUGGUCAAGAUCCCACCCACGUGUAUAUCGGCUGGGUGACAACUCAAUAUCAUCUGCACUCGAAGGACUUCAACCAGAACAAGGUCACCAAAUCGUCAGUCAUCAUCACUGAUGAUUACGACCGGGUUAUUGAAAGCGUAAAUCGUCAGUCUUGCUACAUGGUGCGUGCUGAUGAAUUAUAUAAUGAAGUUAUGGCGGAAGCUACUGCUAAAGGAGCGUCUCAGGGCAUGUUUAUCGGAUGUUCUGUGGACACUUCCACAGGCACCGUUUCAUUUACUUGUGAGGGAAAGGAUACUAGCAUCAAGUUUAAGAUGGAAACUGAGACAAAACUCUUCCCAGCCAUAUUCGUUGAAGCGACGUCGAAGGAGAUUCUCCAAAUCGAGCUCGGCAGAUCAUCAACAAGUCUUCCACUCAGUGCUGCUGUUCUUCCAACAAGCGACAAACAUGUGAACCCACAGUUCCCCCCAAGACUUAAAGUUCAAUGCUUGAAACCACACCAGUGGGCUAGAGUACCAAACCAGUUCCUUCAAGUACACGCGUUGAAGUUGUCAGAUAUCCGUGGUUGGUCGAUGCUCUGUGAGGAUGCGGUGUCAAUGCUAGCCUUGCAUAUACCCGAGGAAGAUCGUUGCAUAGAUAUUCUAGAGUUGAUAGAAAUGGACAAGCUAUUAAGUUUCCAUUCACACACUCUCACUCUAUACGCCGCUUUAUGUUACCAAAGUAAUUACAGAGCUGCCCACGCGUUAUGUCAACAUGUGGAUCAAAAGCAAUUAUUGUAUGCUAUACAAUCACAGUACAUGUCGGGUCCGUUACGCCAAGGCUUCUAUGACUUGUUGAUAGCUCUGCAUCUGGAGUCGCAUGCAACCACCAUGGAAGCGUGCAAAAAUGAGUUUGUAAUACCUCUAGGGCCAGAACUUAAAGCGCUCUAUGACGAGCCUGAAAUGAAACACAGCCUUCGUUCACUACAAACCGAAAGUGUUCGACCUAUGAUGCAAAUGACUGAUAUUGCUGAAAGUAUAUCUGACAUCAGUAAUUUAUACUCUCCGUUAUUCCCGCUGGAGGUUGUCCGCGAGUUUGUGAUGACGGCCUUGGCUGAGGCAGUUGAGACCAACCAGGUCCACAACAGAGAUCCAGUGGGCGGAAGCAAUGAAAACCUCUUUUUGCCCCUCAUUAAACUGGUGGAUAGACUUCUACUAGUCGGCAUGAUGAGAGAUGAGGACGUUGAAAAACUCCUCAUCAUGAUCAAUCCAGAAACAUGGGAUCCCACAUUCGAUAAAGAAGGGAAGGAUGAGCACAGAAAAGGUCUCCUCCAUAUGAAAAUGGCAGAAGGUGCUAAACUACAGAUGUGUUACUUAUUACAACAUCUCAACGACAUCCAACUAAGACACAGAGUGGAAUCCAUUAUUGCGUUUGCUCAUGACUUCGUCGGCGAUUUGCAGACUGACCAAUUGAGGCGUUAUACUGAGAUCAAGCAAUCAGAUCUUCCAAGCGCAGUGGCUGCCAAGAAAACGAGAGAAUUCCGUUGUCCACCCCGAGAACAAAUGAAUGCUAUAUUGAGUUUCAAACAUAUGGAAGACGAUGACCCUGAGAAUUGUCCUUGUGGUGAAGAGUUGAUCACUCGUAUGAACGAGUUCCAUGAAAGCCUGAUGACGCACGUGUCCUUGAACGCUUUACAGGAACCGGACGGUGAUGAAGCUUCGGAACCACAAACAAAACCAGGUGCCUUUGGGAAACUCUACAAUAUUAUCAAUACUGUAAAAGAAUUGGAAGAGGAACAAAAGGCGAUAGAAGAACCACCGAAGAAGUCGCCAGAAGAAAAGUUCCGAAAGGUGUUGAUACAGACGAUAGUCAACUGGGCUGAAGAAUCUCAGAUAGAGACACCGAAACUUGUGAGAGAGAUGUUCAGCCUUCUAGUACGUCAAUACGACGCAAUAGGAGAACUUAUACGUGCAUUGGAGAAGACAUACGUCAUCAACGCUAAGACGAAAUUAGAUGUGGCUGAGAUGUGGGUUGGAUUAAGUCAGAUCAGAGCCUUACUUCCGGUACAAAUGAGCCAGGAGGAAGAGGAACUUAUGAGGAAGAGGCUGUGGAAACUUGUCAACAAUCACACAUUCUUCCAACAUCCUGAUUUGAUAAGAGUUCUUCGUGUGCAUGAGAACGUAAUGGCAGUGAUGAUGAAUACCCUCGGGCGACGUGCGCAGGCGCAGUCUGACGCGCCAGCCGGCGCCACACCUUCCCCAGAAGACAAAGAAAAGGAUACAUCUCAUGAAAUGGUAGUCGCGUGUUGUCGUUUCCUCUGCUACUUCUGUAGGACUGGUCGUCAAAAUCAGAAGGCUAUGUUUGAUCAUUUCGAUUUCCUGCUAGAAAACUCCAAUAUUCUUCUAUCCAGACCAUCCCUUAGAGGAUCUACACCACUUGAUGUUGCAUACUCUAGUUUGAUGGAAAACACUGAGUUGGCUUUGGCUUUACGAGAGCACUACUUAGAGAAAAUAGCCGUGUAUCUCUCUCGUUGUGGCCUUCAGAGUAAUUCAGAGCUCAUAGAAAAAGGCUACCCUGACCUUGGAUGGGAUCCAGUAGAGGGAGAAAGAUAUCUAGACUUCCUUAGAUUCUGUGUCUGGGUAAAUGGUGAAAGCGUAGAAGAAAAUGCUAAUCUAGUCAUUAGGCUCUUGAUCCGAAGACCUGAAUGCCUUGGACCAGCUCUACGAGGUGAAGGUGAAGGCCUAUUGAAAGCUAUCGUCGACGCCAACAAAAUGAGUGAGAGGAUCGCUGAUAGAAGAAAACUCAGAGAGAUGGAAGAAGGCGGCGAUAUUAGUUUCAGCCAUCCCCUCCCUCAAUCUGAAGAUGAUGAAGAUUAUAUUGACACUGGAGCCGCUAUUUUGAACUUCUAUUGUACACUGGUUGACCUCCUGGGAAGGUGUGCCCCUGAUGCUGCUGUCAUAGCUCUUGGUAAGAAUGAAUCACUCCGAGCCCGAGCCAUUCUUCGAUCGUUGGUACCACUCGAAGACCUUCAAGGAGUACUCAGCCUUCGAUUUACUCUCAACAACCCCGCUGCUGGAGAGGAAAGGCCCAAGUCUGAUAUGCCAUCGGGUUUAAUACCUGGUCACAAACAGAGUGUUGGUUUGUUCUUGGAGCGGGUGUACGGUAUCGAAACUCAGGAGUUGUUCUAUCGAUUAUUAGAAGAAGCUUUCUUACCGGACUUACGAGCUGCGACUAUGUUGGAUAGGAACGAUGGGUGUGAGUCGGACAUGGCACUGUCUAUGAAUCGCUACAUCGGUAACUCCAUUCUGCCGCUUCUUAUCAAACACGCGAACUUCUACAACGAGGCUGAGAAUUACGCUAGCUUGUUGGACGCUACUUUACACACCGUUUAUAGGUUAUCCAAAAACCGGAUGCUUACCAAGGGUCAACGUGAAGCGGUUUCAGAUUUCCUUGUAGCAUUAACAGCGGCCAUGCAACCUUCUAUGUUGCUGAAACUUUUGAGAAAACUCACUGUUGAUGUGUCCAGAUUAUCAGAAUACACAACUGUUGCGCUACGGCUGUUAACUCUCCACUACGAACGUUGUGCUAAAUACUACGGCAGUACCGGCGGCCAGGGUCUAUACGGAGCGUCCUCUGAUGAGGAAAAGCGCCUCACUAUGAUGCUGUUCUCAAACAUCUUCGACUCCCUCAGCAAGAUGGACUACGAACCUGAACUGUUCGGGAAAGCUCUUCCAUGCCUCAUUGCUAUUGGAUGCGCUCUACCACCGGAUUACUCUUUAUCUAAGAAUUACGACGACGAGUUUUACGGAAAAGAAACACAACAUACCACAGGCGCUGAUAAUCCACAAUACGAUCCCCAACCUAUAAACACUUCUUCAGUAGCACUCAACAAUGAUCUCAAUACAAUCGUACAGAAGUUUUCCGAACAUUACCACGACGCUUGGGCUUCAAGAAAAAUUGAAAAUGGUUGGGUGUACGCGGAGUCCUGGUCGGACAGCCAAAAGAGCCAUCCAAGACUUAAACCUUAUAACAUGUUGAAUGAUUACGAAAAGGAGCGUUACAAAGAGCCGGUGCGCGAAUCUCUCAAGGCGUUGCUGGCCAUUGGUUGGUCCGUGGAGCAUUCGGAAGUUGACAUUCCCAGUACAAACAGGAGCUCCAUGAGGAGACAGUCAAAGUCUGGAGUCCCGGACUCAGCCACUCCCUUCAAUUAUAAUCCUCAUCCAGUAGACAUGACUAACUUGACCCUGUCCCGAGAGAUGCAAAACAUGGCCGAGCGGCUUGCCGAGAACGCUCACGACAUUUGGGCCAAGAAGAAAAAGGAGGAACUGGUCACUAAUGGAGGUGGAAUUCAUCCUCAACUGGUUCCUUACGACUUACUCACUGACAAAGAGAAGAAGAAGGAUCGAGAAAGAUCUCAGGAAUUCCUCAAAUAUCUGCAAUAUCAAGGCUACAAAUUACACCGACCCAAAACAGCUCAAGGAGACACGGAACAGACCUCUACUGGUGUGGCAAUAGAGCUCAGAUUUGCAUACUCGCUUUUGGAAAAAUUGAUACAAUAUAUUGACCGAGCGACCAUCAAUAUGAAGUUGUUAAAACCAUCCACUACCUUCAGUAGACGACCCAGCUUCAAAACCAGUACUAGGGAUAUCAAAUUCUUCUCUAAGGUUGUUCUACCUCUAAUGGAAAAAUAUUUCUCGACUCAUCGUAAUUACUUCAUCGCUGUGGCGACCGCUACAAACAACAUCGGCGCGGCAAGUCUCAAGGAAAAAGAGAUGGUAGCAGCAUUAUUCUGUAAACUGGCUAGUUUGCUACGAUCAAGGCUUGCAGCCUUUGGUCCAGACGUCCGUAUAACUGUCAGGUGUCUCCAAGUCUUGGUGAAGGGUAUCGACGCCAAGUCCUUAGUGAAAAACUGCCCCGAAUUUAUCAGAACAUCCAUGCUUACCUUCUUCAAUAACGUUGCGGACGAUCUCGGACAUACCAUAUUAAACUUACAGGAGGGUAAAUACGCUCACUUGCGUGGUACCCAUUUGAAGACUUCCACGUCACUCGGCUAUAUAAACGGGGUCCUACUGCCAGUACUUACCGCAAUGUUCGACCAUCUAGCCAACUGUGAAUAUGGAGCUGACCUAUUGCUGGAUGAAAUACAAGUGGCGUCAUACAAGAUGCUUGGGUCUUUAUACACUCUUGGCACUGACGUCACUCUUACUCACGACAGGAAGUAUUUGAAGACAGAGAUUGAGAGACAUAAACCGGCUUUGGGUUCAUGUCUUGGUGCCUUCAGUUCAACUUUCCCGGUGGCAUUCUUCGAACCCCAUCUCAAUAAACAUAAUCAAUUUUCACUUUUGAACCGAAUCGCCGACCACUCUUUAGAAGCUCAAGACAUAAUGGCAAAAAUGGAACAAUCUAUGCCAACUUUAGAAACAAUUUUGAACGAAGUUGACCAUUUUGUCGAAUCAGAUAAGACAUACAGUGAGGCACCACAUAUAAUAGAUGUAGUAUUACCGCUGCUUUGUUCUUAUUUGCCAUUUUGGUGGGCGCAAGGACCUGAUAAUGUUACUCCGACUGGAGGGAACCACGUAACAAUGGUCACAGCUGAACACAUGAACCAAUUACUUAAGAAUGUACUUAAGCUCAUCAAGAAGAACAUCGGUAAUGAAAGUGCUCCAUGGAUGACACGAAUUGCGACCUACACACAACAAAUUAUAAUAAACAGUUCCGAGGAACUGCUUAGGGAAUCAUUCCUGCCUUUGGCUGAGAGAGUGAGAAAGAGGACAGACAACAUGUUCCAUAAAGAGGAGAGCUUGAGAGGCUUCAUUAAGUCAUCAACGGAUGACACUUCCCAAGUUGAAUCUCAAAUUCAAGAAGACUGGCAGCUGUUGGUACGAGACAUUUACUCUUUCUAUCCUCUGCUGAUAAAAUACGUCGAUCUACAAAGGAAUCAUUGGCUGAGGAAUAAUAUUACGGAGGCCGAGGAGUUAUACAACCACGUGGCAGAGAUAUUCAACAUUUGGUCCAAGAGCCAAUACUUCCUUAAAGAAGAACAAAACUUCAUUUCAGCAAACGAGAUCGACAAUAUGGUUUUGAUAAUGCCUACCGCGACUAGAAGAGUAACCACCAUAGUCGAUGGCACACCUCAAGGUGGUGGGAAGAAAAAGAAGAAGCAUCGUGAUAAGAAACGGGAUAAAGACAAAGAGGUGCAGGCGUCGUUGAUGGUAGCGUGUCUGAAGAGAUUGCUGCCAGUAGGACUAAACCUUUUCGCAGGGAGAGAGCAAGAAUUAGUGCAGCACUGCAAGGAUAGGUUCCUUAAAAAAAUGUCCGAGCAAGAUGUAGCAGAAUUUGCGAAGACUCAACUUACUUUGCCGGAUAAAAUCGAUCCGGCCGAUGAAAUGUCCUGGCAGCACUAUCUCUACAGCAAGUUGGGUUCUAAGAGCAAAACUACUAUCACUGUAGAAACAGCUGAGAAUAAGGCAAAAAUCAUCGAUGACACCGUCGAACGAAUCGUUGCCAUGAGCAAAGUACUUUUUGGACUGCAUAUGAUCGACCAUCCCCAACAAAUGAGUAAGAAUGUUUACCGCUCAGUGGUAUCCAUUCAACGUAAGAGAGCUGUCAUCGCGUGCUUUAGACAGACAUCACUUCAUUCUCUGCCAAGACAUAGAGCUUGCAACAUCUUCGCGAGAACCUACUACGAGUUGUGGUUGGAAGAGGAAAACAUUGGACAAGAAGUAAUGAUUGAAGAUUUAACGCAAUCUUUUGAGGACGCAGAAUUGAAGAAAAGUGAUGUUGUAGAAGAAGAAGGUAAACCAGAUCCCUUAACGCAACUAGUUACCACCUUCUGUAGGGGUGCUAUGACAGAGAGAUCCGGAGCGCUUCAGGAGGACCCACUGUACAUGUCGUAUGCUCACAUCAUCGCCAAGUCAUGUGGUGAAGAGGAAGAAGAAGGAGGCGAGGAAGAAGAGGGAGCGGGAGGAGAACCAGAAGCGGGAGGGGGAGGGGAGGAAGAAGGAAAGGCUAGCAUACAUGAACAAGAAAUGGAAAAACAAAAGUUGUUAUUCCAUCAAGCUCGUCUCGCCAACCGAGGUGUGGCUGAGAUGGUAUUGCUGCAUAUAUCUGCCUCCAAGGGACUUCCAAGCGAAAUGGUUAUGAAAACGCUCCAGCUCGGAAUAUCCAUUCUGAGAGGCGGAAACAUUGAUAUACAAAUGGGCAUGCUGAAUCAUUUGAAGGACAAAAAGGAUGUUGGUUUCUUCACUUCGAUAGCCGGACUUAUGAACUCUUGUUCCGUUCUUGACUUGGACGCUUUUGAAAGAAAUACGAAAGCUGAAGGUCUUGGUGUGGGCCUGGAGGGUGCUGCUGGUGAAAAGAAUAUGCACGAUGCUGAAUUUACAUGCGCUCUCUUCAGAUUCAUACAACUCACUUGUGAAGGACACAACUUAGAGUGGCAGAACUAUCUUCGAACUCAGGCCGGUAACACUACCACUGUGAACGUUGUCAUCUGUACGGUAGACUAUCUGCUAAGACUGCAAGAAUCCAUCAUGGACUUCUACUGGCAUUAUUCCAGCAAGGAAUUAAUCGACCCUGCGGGGAAGGCUAACUUCUUUAAAGCAAUCGAAGUGGCCUCUCAAGUAUUCAAUACACUCACUGAGGUCAUACAGGGACCGUGCACACAAAAUCAACAGGCUUUAGCGCACUCCAGGUUAUGGGAUGCCGUCGGUGGUUUUCUUUUCCUGUUCUCUCACAUGCAGGACAAAUUGUCCAAGCAUUCGUCUCAAGUGGACCUAUUGAAGGAACUCCUCAAUUUGCAGAAAGACAUGAUCACUAUGAUGCUCUCUAUGUUAGAAGGGAACGUCGUUAAUGGUACAAUCGGCAAACAAAUGGUAGACACUCUAGUGGAGUCAGCAUCGAACGUUGAAUUAAUCUUGAAGUACUUUGAUAUGUUCUUGAAGUUGAAGGAUCUUACGUCUAGUGCCAGUUUCAAAGAAAUAGACACCAAUAACGAUGGAUGGGUUCUACCCAAAGACUUCAAGGAAAAGAUGGAACAACAAAAAAGUUAUACGCCAGAAGAAAUAGAAUUCCUUCUAGCUUGCUGUGAAACAAAUCAUGACGGGAAAUUGGACUACGUCGGGUUUUGCGAUCGCUUCCACGAACCUGCCAAAGAGAUCGGAUUUAACCUUGCUGUGUUGUUGACAAACUUAUCGGAACAUAUGCCAAAUGAACCGAGGCUAGCUCGUUUCCUUGAGACGGCUGGUUCAGUUCUCAAUUACUUCGAACCGUUUUUGGGUCGUAUUGAAAUCAUGGGGGGUUCAAAAAGGAUUGAACGUGUGUACUUUGAGAUAAAAGAGUCUAAUAUUGAACAAUGGGAGAAACCGCAGAUUAAGGAAUCCAAACGAGCAUUCUUCUACAGCAUUGUAACGGAGGGUGGUGAUAAAGAGAAACUCGAGGCUUUCGUGAACUUCUGUGAAGACGCGAUCUUUGAGAUGACGCACGCAUCAGGCCUCAUGGCUGCCUCCGAGGAAUCUGCCGGCGGGCCCAAGAACAGAGAGGCCUACCACGUUUAUAUGGGGGAUGACGAAGAGGAAAGAGCCGGCAAGGAUCCAUUCCGUCGCGGCUUCCAAUCAGUGAAAGACGGAAUAUCCGCAGCAUUCUCGUCCUUAUCACCAUCCAACAUAAAGACGAAAAUCGCUGAUCUACAACAGAUGCCGCCAUCCGAGCUAUUCAUUGGAUUCUUCAAGCUGUUCUUCUACCUUUUCUAUUAUCUAGGAUAUAGUGUUGUAAUCGUCCUAAGGUAUAUAUGUGGGGUGUUGCUGGGUCUAAUGCGUGGACCUCAGACUGAGACUCCUGUGGAACCAGUUGAAGAAGAGAAACCGGGUCAGUUGAAGAAGGGAACGAUGAGUCCAAUUCGACAUUUGCCAGCCCUUCCAGCUGCGGAUGACACAGGACAGAUGCAGGUCUCGGCCUUCGGACUGGAUAUCACCAAGGAAGAUAAUGGACAGAUUCAAGUAAAGCCUCAUGAAUCUCCGACCACAUCCACUCCAUCAUCAGGCGAGGAGGCUGAAGUAUCACCGGACGAAAGUCUCGAUCACACAGAAGAAACUCAACCACCCUCGCUUAUUGAUUUACUAGGAGGAGAACAAGCUAAAAAACAAGCCCAAGAACGUCUGGAAGCCCAAGCUGUACAACAAGCUGCCAUGUCUGCUAUAGAAGCUGAGAGCAAAAAGGCGGUGCAAGGUCCAGCCCCUUCAGCCCUCUCCCAAGUUGACCUCUCACAGUACACUAAGCGAGCGGUAUCAUUCCUCGCAAGGAACUUUUACAACCUAAAAUAUGUGGCGUUAGUGCUCGCAUUCUGUAUCAACUUCGUGCUACUUUUCUACAAGGUGUCGACUCUUGAGGUUGAAAAGAGCGAAGGUUCGGGUAUGGGAGACAUCAUCAGUGGAUCUGGUUCAGGACAGGGAUCCGGUAGUGGAGACGGUGGUAGUGGUGAAGAUGAUGACGACGGUCUUGAAGUGGUGUUGAUAGAUGAAGACUUCUUCUAUAUGGAGCACGUUAUCAACGUGGCCGCUAUGUUGCACUCCAUCGUAUCAUUGGCUAUACUCAUAGGAUAUUAUCACCUUAAGGUUCCACUGGCCAUAUUCAAGAGGGAAAAGGAAAUUGCUCGUAAAUUAGAAUUCGAUGGCCUGUACAUUGCGGAACAACCCGAAGACGACGAUUUGAAGAGUCACUGGGACAAGCUUGUCAUAUCAGCGAAGUCAUUUCCGGUCAACUAUUGGGAUAAGUUUGUUAAAAAGAAAGUUCGAGUGAAAUAUUCUGAAACAUACGAUUUCGAUUCCAUAUCAAACAUGUUGGGAAUGGAAAAGACUUCUUUCUCCGCUCAAGAGGACGAGGGAAACAAAGGAUUCGUUCAUUACGUUCUGAACAUCGACUGGCGCUAUCAAGUGUGGAAGGCUGGUGUCACCAUAACUGAUAACUCCUUUCUGUACUCUCUUUGGUAUUUCUCUUUCUCCGUGAUGGGUAACUUCAACAAUUUCUUCUUUGCCGCUCAUCUGCUGGAUGUUGCUGUUGGUUUUAAAACUCUGAGGACUAUUCUGCAAUCUGUCACUCAUAACGGAAAACAAUUGGUGUUGACCGUCAUGCUAUUGACAAUCAUAGUUUACAUAUACACCGUCAUAGCGUUCAACUUCUUCAGAAAGUUCUACGUCCAGGAAGAAGACGAUGAAGUGAAUAGGAACUGUCAUGACAUGCUGACGUGCUUCGUAUUCAACCUGUACAAGGGUGUUCGAGCUGGCGGUGGUAUCGGUGAUGAGUUAGAGCCUCCCGACGGUGAUGACUCCGAAGUCUACCGCAUCAUCUUCGACAUCUCAUUCUUCUUCUUCGUCAUUGUUAUCCUGCUCGCUAUCUUACAGGGUUUGAUCAUCGACGCCUUCGGUGAGCUCCGUGACCAGCUCGAGUCCGUCAAAGAGGACAUGGAGUCAAACUGCUUCAUAUGCGGCAUCAAUAAAGAUUACUUUGAUAAGGUGCCACACGGAUUCGACACACACGUCCAGCGCGAGCACAACCUCGCUAACUACAUGUUCUUCCUCAUGCAUCUCAUCAAUAAACCGGACACAGAAUAUACAGGUCAAGAGACAUUUGUAUGGAACAUGUAUACACAGAGAUGUUGGGACUUCUUCCCAGUCGGAGAUUGUUUCAGAAAACAAUACGAAGAUGCAAUGGGAGAGUAGAAUUAUCAAAGCUUUUGUCCCUUUCAUUACUAUGAAGUGCGACAAAGACAGCAAUAUAGCAAUAUAGCUAUGAGCGCCAUUUUGUUACAAAUGCUCAAACUUACGAUCAUUGAAGUAGAAAACGCUAAAAUGUUAUAAAAUUUGUGAAAAGAAAAAUUCAAUUUUAAAUGAUAAUGAAAUAAAAUUACGAUGUCGUCGAGAUGUUUGUUAAGUAUUUUUAUAAAUUAAUAAAAUAAAUAUUUUGCUACUUCUUUGGUCGUUUUUGAAUUCGCUUCUUUCUAUCUAUUCUUCUUGAAAGCAAGUGGCCUUUCCAGGAUUUCUAUUUAAAAAUUUUCGAUAUAGUUUAUGUAAGAUAAUUUAUCGUGUUAUAAAUAAAGUCCUUAAUCAA
This is a messenger RNA of Danaus plexippus (monarch butterfly), 15947 nucleotides long. RefSeq names its product ryanodine receptor (gene RyR). The transcript has 112 exons. NCBI's taxonomy places the organism in Eukaryota, Metazoa, Arthropoda, Insecta, Lepidoptera, Nymphalidae. Gene Ontology annotation, molecular function: calcium ion binding; protein binding; ryanodine-sensitive calcium-release channel activity. Gene Ontology annotation, cellular component: Z disc; calcium channel complex; sarcolemma. Gene Ontology annotation, biological process: calcium ion transmembrane transport; intracellular calcium ion homeostasis. The record is from RefSeq and is a predicted model, not a curated record. The coding region runs from base 179 to 15559 and encodes 5126 amino acids.